AUGUCGAAUAAGCCUGCGCUUAAUUUCGAUAAGUCAACAGUCGAGAAGACUGAUGGUUCUCAACAGCGAUUCUCAUGUUAUUCAAUCAUGCACUAUUUCGCUUCGGAUUUCGGUUUAUUUGUUAUUACCGUUGCUUAUGCUGUUGGUGGAGCUUAUCUCUUCAUUUAUCUAGAACAAUAUAUUGAAUUACAAAAUUGUCAACUAGCUAGUUUGGAAGAAAGUAUUGAAGUAACAGAUCUAUCCGAAGAAAUAUACGAUUAUGUUAUUUCAUCAACUGACAAUAUAACAGAAAUCUAUCAAGGAGUUGUUGACUAUUUAGACAACUUUACAAGUGAUAUUUAUGAUCGUAAAAGUACUUAUAAUUAUGUAGGACAAGAUUGUCCAACUGCAUCAGGAUGGAUAUAUUCAUCGGCAUUACUUUUUACAAUCAAUGUGAUUACAACAAUUGGUUUUGGGCAAGUAACACCGGUGUCAUGGGAAGGACGAAUCACAUGUAUUUGUUAUGCAGUAAUUGGCAUUCCGAUAUUUCUUAUUUGCUUGACAAGAAUAAGCGCUGCGAUGUGUACCAUUUUUCAUUUUAUGUAUUCGGGACUUCUUCGUUGUGUUUGUUGCUAUUGCCGUAUUCGUUCUCGUCGGAAUAAGAAUCAUUCGAAGAGUUCAGAAAAUUCGUCUAAUAAAUAUGGCGUGGAUCAUGUUGGCACGACAUCGAUGGAUCCAAGUUGGCCAGAAGCAUAUGAACAAUCAAAUAACCACCUUGACGAUGAUAAUGAUUAUUUCGAUGAAGAAUUUGAAGAUUCUUGGAAUCGGAUUAGAAGUCGAGUGCCAGCCGUAGUAGGUUUUUCAAUUAUUGUUGGCUAUCUUUAUUUGGGAGCAUUUAUGUUUCAUAAUACGGAAGGUUGGACAAUGACUACAUCGAUUUAUUUCUGUUAUAUUGCAUUAUCUACAAUUGGAUUUGGUGAUUAUGUACCAGGAAUGACACCAGGCCCAACCGAAAGCUACCGUUUUAUGGCAGCGUCUGUGUAUAUAGUUAUUGGCUUAGCGAUAUUGGGAAUGUCGUUUGAUUUAAUCAAAGAUAGUAUUGUUGAUCAAUUCGCUUGGUGUUCAAAGAAAUUUGGUGCUGUCACUCUAGAGAAUGAUCAAGUCGAUGACGAUCAUGCGCAAUAUGCUCGUUUUCAAUAUGCAACAGAUGAAAGGAACGACGAUUGGCCACCUGCUUGUAAUGAUACAUCAACUGGUGAACAAUGGUUAUCUGAUAUCAAAGAUAAAGUUGAAUCAAAUAAUGAAUUCUCUAAUUCAACAAAAAAAUAUAAUAAAUAUGAUAAACAUGCAACUGAUUAUUAA
Messenger RNA from Rotaria socialis, 1341 nucleotides. The record is from the annotation of a GenBank genome assembly. Lineage: Eukaryota; Metazoa; Rotifera; Eurotatoria; Philodinida; Philodinidae.